Molecule: messenger RNA, 507 nt
Organism: Nicotiana tabacum (common tobacco)
Lineage: Eukaryota; Viridiplantae; Streptophyta; Magnoliopsida; Solanales; Solanaceae
Source: RefSeq, a predicted model, not a curated record
AUGGCAGUUGGUGGUGCAGAGGCGGCGGCGGAGACGGCGGUGGUGGAGAACAAAGAGUGGUACAUUGCUCGUUAUGCACCAAAAGGGAUUCCAAAUUCUGAUCAGAUUAAGCUACGAACUCUGAGUUUUUCUCUAGCAGAAAACUCGAUCCCAAAUGGAAAUGUUGCAGUACAAAUCCUAUAUAUUUCAAUUGAUCCAUAUUUACGCACUCAGUUGAGUGGCCUCUAUGACGGGCUCUCCCUUCCUCAACUUUCACUUGGCCAGGUGAUAAGAGCAAACGCAAUAGGGAAAGUGAUUCGUUCCAAGGACACCAAUUUUUCAGAGGGAGAUAUAGUAACUACCUAUAUGUUUCCUGUCGCUGAAUUUUGUGUUAUGCCAAUUAGUUGGCUUCAGAAAAUUAAUCCAACCAUUGGGAUUACGUUGCCGGAUUAUCUUAGUUGCUUGGGUAAAUACCUCACCUUUUUUAUCCCCGUGGAGUUGUUUGGUUGGAAAGAAGUUAUCACGUGA